GGGAGCCAGAGCACCACAUUGUUUUUAUAUAUUUAUAUUUUUUUUGGGUGGUGGAUCGACGAGUCAAUUCGAGAGGAUCAUGCGCGUGUUGAAAAAAAAAGAAGUAAAUACAACACAACGAGAGAGAAUAAAAAUAAGUGUAAACACAUAUUAUUACACAGGCGGUACAGCUACAUACAAGUAACAGCUACAUACAUACAAGCGCACGUUGCUUGCGAACAAUCGUCUGAUAUGCUUAGAUCCGUAAUUGGUGCUUCCGCACUCAGGAGGUCCCUCAGGACCUCCCCCAAAUGCAUAUACCGUGGGCUGAGCUUAUUCACCAAUCCAACAUAUAGUGAACCACGCUCGCUAGCGCAAACGCGCGCGCACACACAUAGUCGCACUUCAUUAAGUCUGAGGUCGUGUCCACAGCAAUCAAUAGUUGUCGGUUUCUGUAAACGUUCAGUACAGACCGAGGCUGAAGUUGAAGAGAAAGAUGUGCCAGCGAAGCAGUCUAAAAAGCCUGCAUCCCCACCGGAAAAAAAGGCAACUGCUGCCACAGCAACGGAAGAUAUACAGAAAGCGAUUAAGGAAACGGCUCCAGACGAUGUCUUCGCUGUGGUACACGUGGGGGGUAGCCAAUACAAGGUGACUGCGGGUGAUGUGAUCGUCACACAGACCGUGAGUGCCGAGGUUGGCAGUCGGAUCUACCUGGAGAAGGUUCUGUGCGCUGGCGGGCGGAACUUCUCUCUUGUCGGUGCCCCUCUGUUGGAUAAGUCUGUUGUGCGUGUCGAGGCCGUUGUCACAGAACACUCCAAGACCGAGAAAAUGGUGGUUUUCAAAAUGAAGCGCAAAAAGAACUACAAGCGUUGGAAUGGACACCGCCAGAACAUCUCCACACUGCGUAUCAUGGGUAUCGAUGUUAAGGGUAUCUGAGCUAGAAAAGUAGCAAUAAACAUAACAUGGACUGGUGUACGUCUUCUGAGACAAGACAGCAAGUUAUAUCCAGUCCUAAAAAAUAGUUGACAUGAAUCAUACUCGG
Molecule: messenger RNA, 1021 nt
Organism: Sphaeroforma arctica JP610
Lineage: Eukaryota; Ichthyosporea; Ichthyophonida
Exons: 4
Coding region: 232-915 (227 amino acids)
Biological process (GO): translation
Cellular component (GO): ribosome; mitochondrial large ribosomal subunit
Molecular function (GO): structural constituent of ribosome; RNA binding
Source: RefSeq, a predicted model, not a curated record